AUGUCUUCACCACCCCCGACGACGCCGAACCCGCUCAACCCGCGGAAGCGGGGAUCCAUCUCGUCCACAGUCUCUGCAGCCGCAACAAAACGGCCGCGCAUGCAUCCUUUGCGCCAGACGUCGUUUCCCACGGGGAUGGAACCGGGGAGCAGUCGCGCCGCAAGCGAUGCUGGAAGCGUAACGGGCAGUUUCACAGGCAGUCUGGGUGGAACCAGCACAGCAGCUGAUGGACAGAAGAAGCGAGGACGAAAGAAGAAAUCCGAUAGAGAUCGUGACGAUGUCUCGCGGGUAGCAGGUGAUGGUCGAAGUACCAGAGUUGGUUCUUUGGAUCCGGAUACAAUGUCUGUGCGAGAUGGGGCGGGAGCGGGAGCGGGAGGAGCUGGUGGUGGUGCCGAUGAAGCUGGUGAUGAUGAGGAAGAGCAGGAUGUGGAAGGGGAGCUUAUCGGUGGGACGGAGGGGUUUCUUGACCUUGCAACGGAGAAGAAGAAUCUCGCAGUUUUGACCAAUUCUUUCACGCCGCUUCAAGCUGACCGGUACGAGAAAUGGAAUCGAACGAGACUACGAAAGGAGACGCUCAGGCGAAUUGUCAACCAUGCUCUCUCGCAAUCUGUACCCCAAAGUGUUGUCACAGUCAUAAACGGAUUUACCAAGGUUUUCAUUGGUGAGCUUAUUGAAAAAGCACGAACGGUACAAGAAGAAUGGGCAGAGGCAUUCGAUUCCGUUGCAAGGGAAACAUGGGAACGCGAACAAGCCGAGAUCGAAGCAGCAGCAGCCGCCAAAGUAGAAGCAGAGAAUAAAGCCAAGGCUGAGGCCGAAGCUGAAAAGACUGAAUCGAAGCUAAAAUCAGAAUCAAAGGAGGAAGACCGGCAACCCAAUGGCACCGCCACCACACGCGACUCACAAUCUUCUACCCCGUCGCGCGAUAUUCCUGCGAUGCUCUCGCCAGCCAAGGCACCAGCUGAUCACCAGUCGCCAUAUGCAUCGACAACCAGCACAGGGCAACAGGUCAACGGAAUCUCUACGUCUACCGUAGUUUCAAGGCGCGAAUUCGUGCCCCCUGUGAACCCUCACCGUGCACAACUUCUCCCCGACCACAUCCGCGAAGCCCUUCGGCGCUACAGGCGUAAUGGUGAGGGUGGUGGGACAGGUAUGUCUGGUUUGAGUCAGCCGAAUGUGGGCGUCAGAGGCGCGUUUACAUGGCAGAUUGGACCUACAAGACAGCGCUUGUUUCGAUAA
Molecule: messenger RNA, 1236 nt
Organism: Talaromyces rugulosus
Lineage: Eukaryota; Fungi; Ascomycota; Eurotiomycetes; Eurotiales; Trichocomaceae
Exons: 2
Coding region: 1-1236 (411 amino acids)
Biological process (GO): transcription initiation at RNA polymerase II promoter; RNA polymerase II preinitiation complex assembly
Cellular component (GO): nucleus; transcription factor TFIID complex
Molecular function (GO): transcription coactivator activity; protein heterodimerization activity
Source: RefSeq, a predicted model, not a curated record